UGUGAUUUUGUAAAAAUUGAAGUGAUUUCAUAUCAACCCGGGAAAAAACAGAACCCCGAACACUGAGAAGAGUUUUACCACGCGUGUGUUUAGACCCAAGAUCCAACACAAGUUCGUAAAAUGCUAUUAAAACUCAGAGGACCGUUGUUAAUGCAAAAGAUCACUUUGUAAUGUUGUCUUUAGAUGAAAUUGCAUUGAAAAUUCGUGUAAUUUUACCAGCUGGCAGCAACAAAGUUAAAGGUUUUGUCGAUUAUGGUAACGGUGACAGACACCCUGAUAUCGCAGAUCAUGUUCUUGUUUUUAUGAUGAGAACUCUUGGAAAUAGAAAAAAGCAGCCGUUGAGUUACUAUUUUGUUCACAAAACUACGCCAACAAAAAUCCUAAAAGAUUUAAUUUUGAAAAAUAUCAAAGAUAUCGAACGUACCGGAUUUUUAGUUGUCGGUGUUGUUAGUGACCAAGGCUCCACAAAGAAAGCUGCGCUAUGUGCUCGACGAUCUGAAAAUUCAAACAUUAAUAACACUCUACUCAACACAUAUAUUUUAUUCGAUGACAUCGCUAGGAAAAUUCAUAUUCUCAGUGAUAUUGUACAUAUUUUGAAAACAACUCGAAAUAAUAUAUGUGGCGAUGUUGAUUCGUGGCUAAGAAAGCAGCCAGAUGGCCAAAAAAACAAGUUGCUAUAUCCUGGUAAUUGUAUUAAAUGGGGAUGGGAAAACAGGAUAUUGGCGGCACAUUGUUGAACUUUAUAUUUUCAAUCCGAAGCUCUCUGACAAGCUCACCUUGACUGAAGAACAUGUUUUUUCUACUGGAAAAACAACAAUGCGGGUAAAAUUUGCUGCUCAAGUCUUCAGUUGUACUGUGGCAAGAAGUCUAAGACAAAUGGCUUGUUAUAAAAUUAGUCAAGGCAUAAUAAAUGUUAUAGAACAUGACGAAAUUUGGGAGACAGCAGCAAUCUUGGAAGACACAGAUUUAAUGUUCGACUUAACAAAUGGUACAAACAAACUAAGUGACCCUAAAGCUAAAAGUAUAAGAUUUAAUGUUACCGCUUCAUCUCCGCAUAAAGAAUACUGGGAAAGGUACUAACAAAUUGCUAAAAACCGUUUUUGGUUUGAAUAUUGUAAUGGCAAAAAGGUCAAUACACCAACUCCGGAAGAUCUUGCUAU
Molecule: messenger RNA, 1160 nt
Organism: Microplitis mediator
Lineage: Eukaryota; Metazoa; Arthropoda; Insecta; Hymenoptera; Braconidae
Exons: 1
Coding region: 171-737 (188 amino acids)
Source: RefSeq, a predicted model, not a curated record